Molecule: messenger RNA, 5361 nt
Organism: Oreochromis niloticus (Nile tilapia)
Lineage: Eukaryota; Metazoa; Chordata; Actinopteri; Cichliformes; Cichlidae
Gene: tspan9a
Product: tetraspanin 9a
Exons: 9
Coding region: 383-1102 (239 amino acids)
Cellular component (GO): plasma membrane
Source: RefSeq, a predicted model, not a curated record
GAGCCAGUGAGCGAGCCCCUCCUCCUUCCUCAAACUUCAUUUCCUCCUCGUCCAACCAGAUAGCUCAGUCCUCAAUCCAUCAUAAAAUAUAGCGGGUAAAGACAGCUGUCAGGGAGACACGUCCGAUUUUUGGAAAGGGUGCUGUCCCAGACACUUUUUGGCAGGACAGAAGUGGGACUACAAACGCGGUCCGGCUGGAAAGUUUGGCCAAAGCUGCUCAGCUGAAGUUGCGUGGCAGUCAUUUGCCGUCUGACAGCUUCCAGCUGCAGAGAAACUUCAGAGUUGGACAUUGACCAGCUAUUUGACCUGCCCAGCCAGCAGCACAGUCUGUCUCCUUUCCUAAUUCACACCCCCUCCUCGGAAAGAAUUUAAGAAGUGCAACAUGGCAAGAGGCUGCCUCUGCUGCUUGAAGUAUAUGAUGUUCAUCUUCAAUCUCAUCUUCUGGUUAUGUGGCUGCGGGCUGCUCGGUGUGGGCAUCUGGCUCUCGGUGUCUCAGGGCAGCUUCGCCACCUUCUCACCCUCAUUCCCUUCACUGUCAGCUGCCAAUAUGGUCAUUGCCAUCGGCGCCAUCGUCAUGGUAACAGGCUUUCUCGGUUGCCUGGGUGCCAUCAAGGAGAACAAGUGCCUGCUUCUGAGCUUCUUCAUUGUCCUGCUGAUAAUUCUUCUGGCAGAGGUGAUUUUGCUCAUCCUCUUCUUUGUGUACACAGAUAAGGUGCGUGAGAAUGCCAAACAGGAUCUCAAGGAUGGGCUGGCUCUGUACAACUCAGAAAACAACAUAGGCCUGCGAAAUGCCUGGAACAUCAUCCAGGCAGAGUGGAAAUGCUGUGGAGUGAUAGGAUACACCGACUGGCACGAGGCCCUGAAGGACAAAGUAGUUCCUGAUCGCUGCUGCCAGGAGCAUUACCAGAACUGUGGGCGGAACUCCACCAACAUGUUCUGGAACAGGGGCUGCUUUGAGAAAGUGGAGGAAUGGCUGGAUGACAAUAAGUAUCUGCUGGGAACCAUAGGCAUGGUCAUCUUGGUAGUGGAGCUCCUGGGCAUGGCAUUCUCCAUGACAUUGUUCCACCACAUUCACAGAACGGGAAAGAAGUAUGACGCUUAGCCUUGGGACAAGCACCAAAUGGAGAGGAGCCCCAGUGCUUGAUGGGAUAAAGACUCUGAUUCAAACAUACAUCCAUGCUUCCCCCCUACUUCUUUAGAGCAUCCUUUUCCCCUUCCCAGAUCGUCUGUACAGAUUCCAGCUGCUCUGUCCUGCUGUCUCCUCUCACCAUUCAUUUUGCCAAAGAGUAACACAACUGGAAGAGAAGAGGCGCCUACUUUUGGCAAGGAAGAGAAUCCCAUAUGUUGUCCCUUCUCUUGAGUACACUUGUUUUUUGGCUUUUUCUGUUCUUUUUUGGCUUGAACUAACUAAUUGCUGGAGGGAAGGACAGACUCUGAGAUAAUGAAGACUUUACAAAUGCCCAAACAGCCCCCACAGGGGGAAAAACCCAUGAAACUGACAAUACCCUCCACCUCAUGUGGAGGUUUUUUUUCCUCAUGCUUACUAAAUUCUAGCCCUGUUUUUUCCCCUUGUAAAUGAAAAAGAUCCAACAUGGCAUGCUAGUUUUCUACUUCACUGAUUUAUCAUUGAAAUGUUUUUAUUUUAAACUUAUUGUUUUCUUGUUGGAUUUUUUUUGUAAGUAUAUCAUCCUGUGGAAUGUAAGUGUCGAACAGAUCGGUGCAAUGUGUGUGUGGGUAUGUGUGUGGGAUUGGUUUGAAGGUAACAUUGCUGCAGACGGGCAAAGACAUGUAAGGAUGCAGAGGUUUAUAAGUGAAAUGAGCUUCAUGGACGAGCAUCACGUAAGCACGAGGAGUCAUCGGUGGAUUCAUUUUACACCAAAAAUAUGUCUGCGAACAAACUCGCACACAUGCAUUUUGUGCUGCCACACAGCAGCACACCCGCUCCCCGUUAGACAAUAUAAAUGAUGUAAAAUGGCUGUUUAUUAGGGCUCCAGCAGCACUGUCAGCUGUAGAGAUCUAGGUGAUAAAGUCCCCCCUUCGAGAAAACAGACUGGGUUGUGUACGCGCAUGCAUUUUAUCACACAGUUCAGGCUGCAGAGGAGAAAAAACCCCACUGAGAAACACUUAGAAUCCAGGGCAGGAUGGGGCAAAAACAGAGCAGACACGUUGUCUUGUUUCGGCUAUCGAUAGCGUUAACAGAGGUGGCUCUCGCCUUUCUAUACUGAAGAUCUCCUCCAUUCACACCGCCCUCCUCGUGCUUUCUCUCGGCGGCUGAUAACUCACCCCUGCCUCUCUCUUUUCUUUUUCACUCUAAUUUUCUUUCUUCGUGUCAGGCGGCAAUGAGUUUCAUGCUCCAUCCAGUGCUUCUGCUGACAUUCCUGCUCAUCACACGUUUACACCUCUGGUUUGCAACCCCCUUCAAUUUUACGUAGGCUUCAUUUUCUCACAGCAACCAGAGGUGGGGGGAGAUGGGAGUGUGAGUGUUGCCAGAUCAAAGCUCAGACUGAUAUGUAUGGCAACAUGCCCUGUAGGACACAUCAGUUUAUGUCUGUUUACAUCUACAUUCACUGCAGGAGGCCAGAGUGCCAGCCUUCCUCCCGGAGACUGAAAAUAUUCCAUCUGCUGUGGCGACUUCAAAAAAUGCCCUCCACACUGGAGGGCAUUUUCUGCUCUAGGCUUCAAAAUCUCCAAAGAAACGGUGGAAUAAAGAACAAAGGAUCACUGUAGCUUCUGGAAGGUUGUAUUCAGUUGUGACACAGUACUUUCCAAAGCAAGUGCAAUUAGAGAUCUGGGAAGAAUAUUUUAACCAAGACCAAAAAAUAGCGGUAAAUAAGCCGGCCAAUAAUUACAAAACCUUUGUCACAGAAUGUUAGCAGAUUUUUUUCACAAAGGUUUACUACAGAGGGAGGAUUUUAAAGAAAUUGUCUAUACUGGUACAGUCUCUGUUACUGUGCCCUGUCUCUCUUCAUCUCAUCCAUUCAAGCUGAUUCAGUUUGUAGAUUCCUGCAAGUUUGUUGGACUUUAAUUCAGCAGCAACUCUUUCAGAACACAGUAAAAGCUCAUAUAAACUUGGAAUUGUGUUAUCUUUAUGAUGCAGAGUACUGUACUUUUAGGAUUUAGAGGCACCUAGUGAAGUCUCCCAUUUAUAGCCCAUACCGCCUGCUCAUGUGUAACUAGUUGAGCUGAGCUUGGCUACCAGGGAAGCUGCCAAUUAAACCUUUACAAGUGGUUGCAUUCUAAAUUGUGUCCUACAUUAUAGCUGCAAUUAAAUUUAUUGCUUUGAAUGAAGCAUCAAUGAAGUACCUGAACUAACAAAGAAAAUAAGCCACUCAUUUACUCACGUGUCCACCUGAUCUGAGAUGCUUCAGAGUAUCUCCUGAAGUCAGUGUUGGCAUUUUAGGAAAAAUUAGGCUGAUGAUUUUUUUAAUCUGAAGGAGAGUUUUAGGAAGAGAAAGGGGAAUUCUUGCAACAGGAAGCAACAGAUUUGUGCUGUUUUGUGCAGUGACCCUGCUGGCUGUGAUACACUGUCUGCCCCCAUAUGCUCCAACUCUUCCUGUUGUGUCCAUGGGGGAAACAUGACAGCUGCUGAUGUACAGUGCAGGCACGAGCGAUCACAUUUCCUCUGCUCGGCUGCCUCCACAAACUCAACACAUCCCUUACUUACUGCCUCACUCUGCAGACACCUGGCGCUAUACAGUAACUGGCAAUGUGCUUUGGACACCUUAAAGCACUUGUAAGGUACCCGAGACGGGUUAGCGGGGGAAUAGCUCAAAACAGUUUGGCAAAUGAGGCUGUGCUGUAUCCUUACUGCAAAAAAGAAGGUUUAAAGGAAACCCAAGAUAGCCACACAUGUAACAGAAAUACAGGAAUGCAGAAUAGUGGGAAUAAAGGAAAUCCGUUGGGAGGUCAGAGCCUCAGCCUGCAGACGCUGUAGCUGUUUGCUCUCGGCUGAUCUGACUGGGGCGACAUUUUCUUCUCUGUGUAAAAUCCUUACCCCAUUUUCCGUGAUUAUGUCAGAGUAAAUGUUACAUUGUGUUUGUAAUAUGCGGGGAUGAAUGCCAUUUUAACAGGUGGGGCUCUUUAAUUAUGUUCUUUUUGUACACUUUUCUGCUGUUUAAAUGUUUGUUUUUAUACAAUAUGCUGUUGAUUUUCUUGUUGUAGGUUCUGUUUUUAUUGGCUUUCCCCCCCUUUGUAGUUUACUUUGAGUACAUGACAUCAUUAAGCAUUUUUUCCUAGAGGAUUAGUCUUUGCGGUGUUCCUCUACCACAUGCAAAAAUGCCUUUUCUGUGUUUCCACGAUGCAGGCGGUUAAAGCAAUUAACGUAGAACAAAUAGAAGGCAAAUCUGGCAUAUAGCAUCAGGCAAAGUCCACAGAAGACAUACUGCGCUUUUGUCGUUGUGCUUCUUUGUAUUAGGAUCAAAUUAAAUUGAAUUAGGAUGCGCAGGUAUAAUCUGCAGCAUCUCUUCAAGCUGCCAGUGCAGGACCCAUUUUGUAUUCUUAGAGCAUGAACUGUUAGACGACUGUACAACAGAGUUCAUCUCGCUCCAGUGUAUCAGCUCACCAUGUAAAUAUGCCCAUUUUACAAGUGAUGUAACUUACUGCUAUACCUCUGCCACUUCGCCUAACAUUCACAUCAACAGGUUGGUUUUCUGACAGCCCGUGCCCUUUUUAUGCUCAUUUACAGACACUUGUACUGUAUGUUAUCCAUUUUUUAUGUCUGCCAGAUUUCCUGCCUCUGUUUUCGCUUCAAGCACGAGAGCGGUGUAAAUGUUAAGUAAAUUUGUGUUUUUGUCAGUACAGUCCUCAUAUAUUUUUGACUGCAUUUUCAUCUUUUAGUAAAACAUGAUUUUUUUAAAAAUAUUUUUUUUGAAGGAUUAUAAAAUAUUCCGUCUCAUCCAAGGAAGCACUCCCAGUAAGCCACGGAAAUAGUGAAGGAAGGAUGCACAUGCAGUAAUUGGGUUUCGUCUGCUGUGAAAAAUUCUGAACAUAAAAACUGUUUUUUGUUGUUGUUUCCUUUCCUUUGUGUGUGUGUGUGUGUGUGUGUGUGUGUGUGUGUGUCAGAAUCAUUUUUUUGCCACCUUCGACAUAUUAUUUCUGUAAUCUGCUCCUAAUCCUUCCCCUGUGCUGAAGCUGAAUAUGUGAGCAGUGGAAAUGUAUGCUCUAGAAAUGGUGUGUUUGAUGUUGUGUUCUGCUGGGUGGCACUAUCUGAUACCUGCCAGCCUUGUCCUGUGGAGUUUUCUGCUACACGUGAAAGCACUCUGAAUAUCUAUACUAGCUGGUGCACUACUUUCUCUUUACUCGCUAAAUCAACUAUUUUUUAAAUAAAGGAAAGAGUGUCAGAAAAAAUCUCACCAUACAGUA